Aegilops tauschii subsp. strangulata is the source of this 1380-nucleotide messenger RNA. Lineage: Eukaryota; Viridiplantae; Streptophyta; Magnoliopsida; Poales; Poaceae. The record is from RefSeq and is a predicted model, not a curated record.
AUGCCAUCGCAGGAACUCAAUGACACAGAUAUCAAGGCACGGCAGGCCAUGUCUCCCUCCCUGCUCCUCAAGUUCCUCUACGGCCUACUCCUUGCCUCGGGUGAGGUGGUGCUGAUAGCCGCCCAGAGCCAUGGCGGCGGCGACGAGGAGGUGCUGGUGGAGCUCAAGCGGUUCCUGGUUGCCAACAACAGGUUUAACCGUGGCGGCUAUGACGGGUGGCAGGAGUCGGACCCGUCUCCCUGUGGGUGGUGGGGCAUCGGUUGCGACGGGAAUGGACGCGUCGAGUCGCUGAACCUGACGGGCUCGGCCAUCUCCGGCCCGGCGUUCGGCAGCUUCUCGCGGCUCUCCGCGCUCACCUCCCUUGACCUCUCUUGCAACUCCAUCACUGGCCCGCUCCCCGACGGCGACCUCAACCAAUGCCACGGCCUCCUGCACCUCAACUUCUCCCAUAACCUUAUCACCGAGUCCUUGAAUGUCACUGGACUGACCAGGCUUCAGGUCCUCGAUGUGUUAGGAAACCGGCUCCAAGGCAGCGUCGCCGUCAACUUCCCAGCGAUAUGCGCCGACCUCACCUUGCUCGACUUGCUGGAGUACGACGAGCUCAGCACGGACAACUUCAACGGCGAACUAUGGCCCAGCGUCGCAAGAUUCAGGAAAUUCAGCGUUGCUGAGAAUAACCUCACCGGGAGCGUCCCGUCGAGCACCUUUCCUGAUGGCUGCAGGCUCCAGACCUUAGACCUCUCCGCGAACCAGUUGGUCGGCAACUUUCCGGAUUCCAUGGCUAGGUGCUUGAAAUUGACGUGCAUGUCGCUUUGGGGGAAUAAUUUCUUUGGGAUGAUACCUACCGGAACCGGGAAGCUCACCGCUCUCGAUACAUUGAUUCUUGGGAACAACGGGUUCGAUCGACAGAUACCGACAAAGCUGACGAACUGCAGGAGGCUUAGGUUCUUGGAUAUCAGUACCAACAAGUUUGGAGGUGACAUGCAAGAGAUUUUUGGCUUGACCUCAGCUUCAACGAGUUCACUGGAGAACCCCCCUCCAGAGGUGUCCGAUAUGAAGAGCCUCAAGUACCUAAUGCUCGCCGAGAACAACUUCUCCGGCAGGAUACCUCUGGAGUACGACCAGCUAACCAAGCUCCAAGCGCUGGACCUGUCUAAUAACAUGCUCUCAGGAGGAAUCCCCGCGAGCAUUGGGAAUCUCACGUCACUCCUCUGGCUAAUGCUUGCCGGGAACCAACUCUCCGGCGAGAUACCGCCUGAAAUCGGCAACUGCACCAGCUUGCUCUUGCUGAACCUGGCCGACAAUCGCUUGACCGGCAAUAUCCCGCCGGAGAUGGCAGAGAUAGGGAGGAAUCCUGGUCCAACCUUCGCCAGGCCAUGA